This is a messenger RNA of Aureobasidium uvarum, 882 nucleotides long. The record is from the annotation of a GenBank genome assembly. Lineage: Eukaryota; Fungi; Ascomycota; Dothideomycetes; Dothideales; Saccotheciaceae.
AUGUCGGCACCUCGAGCAGCAAGGCAGCUUGCCAAUGGACUGUUCCGACGAACCAACCCUAGAACACGCUUCCUUCCCACCCAACGCAGCAUACAUAGCACAAGCAAACCGGCCUCGCAAGCAGCCGCUGGCCAACCCAUUGUCGAGGCAGAGAGGCCCUCGGAGAUACCAGUCGUGAAUCCACCGCUCAGCUUCCCCUGUCUGGAUGCCUUGGACAAGAAGACUCAGACCUUGACCAACAAGCGAUCCUUGUCCGGACCCGAACCAUCGUACGCACCAGGUGCAACCGAGACAUUCCACUGCCCCUCGCCUCUCCUGCUGGACUGGGGCGGUGUCUUGCCGUCCUUCGAUAUCGCAUACGAGACAUGGGGCAAGCUCAAUGCCGACAAGAGCAAUGCCAUCUUGCUACACACGGGCCUGAGUGCUAGCAGUCACGCGAAGAGCACUCCGGCAAACUCCAAGCCUGGCUGGUGGGAAAAGUUCAUUGGACCCGGCGCCCCUGUUGAUACCGACAAGUACUUUGUCAUCUGCACCAAUGUGCUAGGAGGGUGCUAUGGUAGUACUGGUCCAAGUUCCAAGGACCCCUUGGCCAACGACCAGCCAUACGCUACCCGCUUCCCCAUCCUCACCAUGCAGGACAUGGUGCGCGCACAGUUCCGUCUUCUUGACUGGAUGGGCAUUGAGAAGCUGUAUGCUUCGGUUGGCUCCAGUAUGGGUGGCAUGCAGAGUCUGGCUGCCUCAGUCCUGCACCCCGAACGUGUAGGCAAGUUGGUCAGCAUCUCGGGCUGUGCUAGGAGUCACCCUUACAGCGUAGCCAUGCGCCACACCCAACGUCAAGGUUCGUCUCUCUGUUUCCCUUUCUUCUCAUACCACCAUUGCUGA